UUUCGCUGUAAGGAAAAUUUUAGAAAAUACAUUUACUAUUAUUAUUAUAUGUAUCUAAAGAAACAAACGAUAGCAGCGGCGGCGGCAGCGGCAGCCAAGCGAGUCUAGAUAUCGGUCGCUCCCUCAGCAAUCGUCGUCUAUCAUCCACAGACGAAGUUAUUUAUACAUUGCUGGUAAUACUUGUCCCCAUGGCAGAGAAUCAAGAAAAUGAUAAGAAUAUUGAAAUAUGGAAAAUAAAGAAAUUGAUUAAAGCUCUAGAAUCUGCUAGAGGAAAUGGUACUAGCAUGAUAUCCCUAAUCAUUCCCCCAGGCGAUCAAGUAUCCCGGGUCACGAAAAUGCUUGCGGAAGAAUAUGGGACAGCUUCCAACAUUAAGAGCAGGGUAAAUCGCCAAUCUGUGCUAGGCGCAAUUACUUCUGCUCAGCAGAGGCUUAAAUUGUAUAACAAGGUUCCCCAGAAUGGCCUUGUUCUCUACACAGGAACUAUAGUAACUGAAGAUGGAAAGGAGAAAAAGGUCACUUUUGAUUUUAUGCCUUUUAAGCCCAUCAAUGCUUCUUUGUAUCUUUGUGACAAUAAAUUUCACACUGAGCCUCUGACUCAACUCCUGGAAUCUGAUGAGAAGUUUGGGUUUAUUGUCAUGGAUGGGAAUGGGACUCUUUUUGGGACAUUAAGUGGUAACACUAGGGAGGUACUUCACAAAUUUACGGUUGAUCUUCCAAAGAAACACGGAAGAGGUGGACAAUCAGCCCUUCGUUUUGCCCGUCUUCGAAUGGAGAAACGACACAACUAUGUAAGGAAGACGGCUGAGCUGGCCACACAGUUCUUCAUUAAUCCCGCCACGAGCCAACCUAAUAUAUCAGGUCUAAUACUGGCUGGAUCUGCAGAUUUUAAGACAGAGUUGAGUCAGUCUGAUAUGUUUGAUCCUCGCCUCCAAGCUAAGAUACUCAAUGUGGUUGAUGUGUCUUAUGGUGGCGAAAAUGGUUUCAAUCAGGCAAUUGAGUUGUCUGCUGAGAUUCUGUCUAAUGUUAAGUUCAUACAGGAAAAGCGCUUGAUUGGGAAAUUCUUUGAAGAAAUAAGUCAGGAUACUGGAAAAUAUGUUUUUGGCAUAGAUGACACUAUAAAAGCUUUGGAGAUGGGCGCUGUUGAGACAUUGAUAGUUUGGGAGAACUUGGAUAUAAAUCGGUAUAUGCUCAAAAACUCUGUGACCAAUGAGAUUGUUAUCAAAUACUUGAACAAGGAUCAGGAGAAUGACCAGAGCAGUUUCAAGGAUGCAGCUACAUCUGCAGAAUUGGAGGUUCAAGAUAAAAUGCCACUACUGGAAUGGUUUGCCAAUGAGUACAGGAACUUUGGUUGUUCACUUGAGUUUGUGACCAAUCGAUCCCAAGAAGGAUCACAGUUCUGCCGAGGGUUUGGUGGCAUUGGGGGAAUUCUUCGCUACCAGCUCGAUAUUCGAUCUUUUGAUGAGCCGUCUGAUGGAGAAUAUUACGAGGAUUCAGAUUAAGAGAGCAUCACUCUAUGCUAUCUGCUAUUGGCUCCAAAUCAGGAAGACAAGAUUUGAGAAGUGGUCAUGUGUAAGUUAUUGUGGCUUCUUGUUGCUUCUGACUUUUUGCUUAUGCAAUGCUGGGUUCCAACUUUUUUAUUCUUGUUGCUGGUACUGUCUCUGUUUUUUGGUAUCGACUGAGAUAAGUUAAAAGACCGUUUGCUUAUCUUGGCAGUUGUUUGUGCCUGCGUACCCUUAGCCGUUCUUGGAACCCUGGAUGAAUGAGCUAAGGUUAUGCAUUAACCCCUCCCCCCUCCCUCUCCCCCUCCCCCUGCUGUUAAGUUGUCAUAUUUGGAAAUUUUUGCAACUACUUUUGAAGAUAAUGUGGCUGUGGCUGUGCACUGCUUUGUGA
Molecule: messenger RNA, 1890 nt
Organism: Andrographis paniculata
Lineage: Eukaryota; Viridiplantae; Streptophyta; Magnoliopsida; Lamiales; Acanthaceae
Product: eukaryotic peptide chain release factor subunit 1-3
Exons: 2
Coding region: 189-1499 (436 amino acids)
Biological process (GO): cytoplasmic translational termination
Cellular component (GO): translation release factor complex; cytosol
Molecular function (GO): sequence-specific mRNA binding; translation release factor activity, codon specific
Source: RefSeq, a predicted model, not a curated record